CUUCCUCACCAUCCACUCUGGCAAUCUUUCUGUCACAGACUAUCAAGCGUCUCUUGCCCUGCCGUCACCUUUUGAAGCUGGCCUCUUAACAAGGCCGACAUGCAGACGGUCUUGAUCAAUCCCCCACCGAAAGAAUGCGCGAAAGGCCCGGGAUUGAUUCAGGCAUCAGCCGGGGAAGGUUCAUCAUCACGGUGUGUCGAGCUCUUGUUGAAUCUCCUACCUAUCCUCCGAGAAAUCGUCGAUUCCCUCGAGCGCACCGAAUCCUGCCAUAGCCUUCGCCUGUUCUAUCUUCAGCUAAACGCAAAUAGUCUGCUCUUGCGUGAUUAUAUCCUACCUCGCUAUACAGUCGACCCCACAACUGAUCUCGACCAUCUGGCCCGCCCUUUGCUAAAUAAACUUUUUCUUGCGUGCGAUGCCCGGUUAUCGGUCUGGAUGAGGUGUCGGUUCCAUCCUCGGCGUUAUUUCCACAAUUGGCCGCCUUGCAACUCUACUGGAAUAUAACGGCCUCACAGGGGGGAAGGCUGGCGCGCGUGAAAGAAUGUCUGGACUUUAGCUGCCAGGAGAGACGGGACGAACUGAUUCUACUCCUACGAGGCUGUGUGGCUACCCUCCGUUCACAUCGCCCAGACGGAUCUACCGGUGAAGCAGAAGAACAAUCUCAACAACACCGGAGGGGAAGACGAAAACCAUCAACUUCCGUUUCGAACGCUGCGACUUGUCUUUGGCAAGCGCUAGUCGCCUGUUCGAGGACUUGCAGUUCCAUUCACGACCACAAUUACGCGGCGAGGCUUCGAUUAGCAACACACAAUAAACGCCGCAACGAAGGUUAUGCGUUUGAAACCUUUGUUACGCUGAGCCUAGUGUCAAACUCGUGGCAAGAGGCAUCAAUACAGGUCAUCCUUUCUGAUUCCUCACCGAGGCCGCAGCCGACCGUCAGGUUUGCCCUACCGGACGAUGAUGGUGCUAGCAGGAAAUCGCAAGCACCUCGAUCUAGACUCGCGAUCAAGCGAUUAUGUGAGCAGAUAUCCAAGGUGAGGCAGAAUUUCUCGAUGCGCAUGAACCUGACCGUGGAGGAAGGUAGACUCUGGAAGGAGAAAUCUUCGAGGAGCGACAGGGCCAUCAGCCGCGCCGAGGCCCCCCUCUCCCUGGAAGAUAUUAUCAGAGAUUGCCCCUCUCAUUUGACGGAGAAGAUCAAGCGCGUGCUAGCAGUACUAAUUGCGUAUUCGAUAUUCCACCUCCGUGGCACCCAGUGGCUACGCGCCGACCACUUCACAGCCACAAAUAUCUUGUUCUUUAGAACAAAUAAUGUCCUCCCCCUAAUGCCAUAUAUCCAAUUAGAAUUGCGAGACGUCGAUACUGUUGAUGGCGAUCGAGUAUCUAAUCUCGUGGGGCCAGAACUGGAGAUGGACCCCGACGACCUUCCAUUGCACCCAUACCCAGAGCUUAUCAUGUUAUCUAUCAUCCUGAUGGAGCUCUACAUGAAACGACCGAUUAAAGAUCUGGCCGAGCAAGGCGGUAUGGAACUAGAAGACUGGAAUACGCUCGACAGCAAUACAAGAUAUGCGGUCGCUGCUACGGUGUUUGAGUGCUACAAGACAGAGUUCCCAGACAAGUACCGCGGAUCGAUCGAUAAAUGCUUAGACCCAAAUAUUGGUCUCGAUCAUAAUGACAACGAGCUGGACGACCAGGGCCUCAGAUUUACAAUUUAUGAGAAUAUCAUUCGACCCUUGCAGGACGAGCUGGACAGUGGAUUUGGCAACAUUGUUUCAGUAGAAGCUCUAGACGAGGCAGCGCAAUAUAUGGACCUUAACGCCUGGGGCCAAAUGUACAAGACUCGAUCGGCUCCCACUCUGGCUGAGCAUCAUGCUAUAAAUACCCAGCGUACCCCUGUGAAAAGACCGUACAGUGAGCUGGGCGAAGCAAACCACACUCCGCGUCCUUUACGGCCGGAAACAUCAUCAGGUUCGUCAUAUCGGGCUUAUCUUGAUCUCUCGAAGCACGAAAGCUAUACUGUGGGAUGGAUAUGUGCGUUGCCCAAGGAAAUGGCAGCUUCACAGGCCAUGCUGGACGAAAUUCAUCCGCCGUUGCCGCAGGAUACAAGUGAUCCGAAUAGUUACACUCUAGGGCGCAUAGGAAUCCACUACGUGGUCAUGGCUUGUCUUCCGGCUGGUGUUACAGGCACUGUGGCUGCCUCCCGAGUUGGACAACAGAUGCGAUUGACAUUUAAAGGUAUUCGGUUCGGGCUCAUGGUUGGCAUUGGCGGCGGAGUCCCCGGCUCCAAGGAUAUUCGACUUGGAGAUGUUGUCGUGGGUGAGCCUGGUGAUACGUUCGGGGGUGUCAUUCAGUAUGAUUUCGGAAAGACUGUGCAGGAUUCCAAGUUCCGCCGAACUGGGUCAUUAAAUCGGCCUCCGGAUGUCCUGCUGACCGCCGUUUCUCGAUUGCGAGCAAACCACUAUCAUACUCGGCCCUUGCUGAACGACUACCUCCAAACAAUGAUCGAGCGGUUCCCUGAGUCCAGGUCCGAAUUCGCACACCCGGGUACAAAAAGCGAUCUGCUUUUCAACUGUGAGUACGACCAUGAGACAAACAAUCCCGAUGGUUCUUGUGAGAAAUGCAGUACGGAUGAACUCGUCGUCCGAGAUGCACGCAAUUCGGCGUCGCCGCAGAUUCAUUAUGGUCUGAUCGCAUCUGGAAACCAGGUAAUGAAGCAUGGACUUACUCGGGACCGCCUAAGGAAGGACCUUAAUGUUCUCUGUUUUGAAAUGGAAGCUGCGGGGCUAAUGGAUAUAUUUCCCUGUCUCGUGAUUCGCGGCAUUUGCGACUACGCAGACUCCCACAAGAGCAAGAUCUGGCAGGGGUACGCCGCCGCAGUGGCCGCGGCCUAUGCAAAGGAACUUCUUGGUGUUGUUUCCAGCGGGUAGGGUAAUCUAGAUUCUUGGUUUAACACUUUAGGCUAGCUUCGUCGUCAUGAAUUUGAGUCGCCUACUCACCAUAAAUAUUUGAGUGGCACAACUCCUCCUGCUUGGAGCAAGAAGGCUCGCUCCAGCUUCCUUGACCGCUAUGACUUGUCAGUCUGCUUCGCGCAAUGGCCGAGGUCAACGCGAGUGUCCAAAAGUGCUGAUUGGCUACGUCUAUGCGGCACUUUCUCAAGGACGAUCGGCGCGCCAACAACCCAAGACACGAAGCUUUGUGGGGUAAUAACAACCCAAAUAUUCGACCGAUUUAAUACCGAGAUGAAGCAUCAGCACAACUGCCGGUUCUGUGACUCCAUGAUACCGCCUGCAAGAUCUUGCCAACUACUUGGUUCAACUCCGAGCCGAGGAACGCGAGAUGCUCCAAUCUCUGCUAUUCGACGAACGGUUUAAGGGCAAUGCGUCACAAGGGCUUGCCUGAUCGCUUAAGAUCUCUCCACGAUCCGUUUCGGAAUCCGUUCGGUACAUUGGAUUGUCUGCUUUCUCUUCAACACCAUGGCUCUCUUUUCUCUUGCCUUGGUGGCCGUUCUCGGACAAGUCACUGCACUUAGCCCUCGCAUGAGUUCAUUGUCGUCCGUUAGCGACACGGCAUGGCAAUCUCUCAACUCGAGCGUCGGUGGCCGUCUGUAUUAUGGCGAGCCUUUGCUGGCACCGUGCUAUACCCGAUACAAUGGCCAUUUCCAGAGACCAGACGCUCAAGAGUGUUCCAUCCUGCAGAAUAACAGGACCAAUGGGCCUUUCGUUUCAGAUCACUUCGGCGGAUACCAGAAUGUCAACUGGGCCGCGUGCCAGUCCAGCGGAGAGAGUUGCGCUUUUGGAUCACUAAGCCCGGAUCUCGUCACGCCGGUAACCAAGGAGUGCAAGCAAGGGAGUGUUUCGCCCAAAUAUGUGGAUGCUCGCAGCGUUGAGGAUGUUCAAAAGACAUUGCUCUUCGCUCAGGAAAAUAACCUUCCCGUGGUGAUCAAGAACACUGGACACGACUAUACCGGUCGGAGCUCCGGUCCGGACUCACUGGGCCUGUGGACGCACCAUAUUCAACCGUCAAUAACACUCCAGAAAGGGUUCAUCCCACAGGGUUGCUCUGACUCUGUUGGCGAUGUGAUCACCUUUGGUGCUGGUCAACAGUUUGCAGGGAUUUACAAAUUCGCCCACGAGCACAACUACCGUGUAGUGGGUGGCAGCUCUAGUACUGUUAAUGCGGCUGGUGGUUGGAUCACCGGAGGUGGACACAGUCUCCUCUCCAACGAGCU
Aspergillus calidoustus is the source of this 4222-nucleotide messenger RNA. The record is from the annotation of a GenBank genome assembly. Lineage: Eukaryota; Fungi; Ascomycota; Eurotiomycetes; Eurotiales; Aspergillaceae.